UUUCAUCUUUUUUGCUUCCCGCUGGUUUCCAAUGGAAAUAUCCAAUGUGAUGCUUUUUGCGGCGGUCGUUGCAGCGUAUUGGCUAUGGUUCAAGAGGAUAUCAAGGUUUCUAAAGGGUCCACGUGUAUGGCCUGUAUUGGGCAGUCUUCCUGGUCUGAUAGAGCAGCGUGACAGGAUGCAUGAAUGGAUCACCGAGAACCUCCGUGCGUGCGGCGGCACUUACCAGACUUGUAUCUGUGCCGUGCCUUUCUUGGCGAGGAAGCAAGGUCUCGUGACUGUCACGUGUGACCCUAAGAAUCUCGAACACAUGCUCAAGACCCGGUUCGAUAACUACCCUAAAGGUCCCACGUGGCAAUCCGUCUUCCACGACCUUCUCGGUCAAGGUAUUUUCAACUCCGACGGUGACACCUGGCUCUUCCAACGCAAAACCGCCGCCCUCGAAUUCACAACAAGGACGUUGCGGCAAGCCAUGGGUCGGUGGGUAAACCAAGGAAUUAAGCUCCGGUUCUGUCCAAUUCUUGAAUCCGCUCAGGCCAAAGCCGAACCGGUUGAUCUCCAGGAUUUGAUACUACGGCUCACAUUUGAUAACAUUUGCGGAUUGGCGUUCGGUAAGGACACAAGGACCUGUGCACCAGGGCUUCCCCAUAACAGCUUUGCCUCGGCCUUCGAUCAAGCCACCGAAGCCACGCUCCAACGGUUUAUUUUGCCGGAGUUUCUGUGGAAGCUGAAGAAAUGGCUUGGGCUCGGCUUGGAAGUCAGCUUGAACCGAAGCUUGGGAGAAAUUGAUGGAUAUUUAGCAAAGGUCAUUAAUACACGGAAACAAGAAUUGAUGAGUCAGCAAGAAAGUGGGACCCAGCGACACGACGAUCUCCUCUCGCGUUUCAUGAUGAAGAAGAAAGAAUCCUACAGCGACACUUUCCUCCAACACGUGGCGCUUAAUUUCAUCCUAGCUGGACGUGACACGUCCUCAGUCGCGCUGAGCUGGUUCUUCUGGCUUAUCACGAUGCAUCCAACCGUUGAGGAUAAAAUCGUCCGCGAGAUCUGCUCCGUUCUGAUCGAGACACGUGGUACCGAUGACCUAGCGUCUUGGACGGAGGAGCCGUUAGAGUUUGACGAAAUCGACCGACUGGUUUACCUGAAGGCGGCGCUAUCGGAGACGCUCAGGCUUUACCCGUCGGUGCCGGAAGAUUCGAAGCACGUCGAGAACGACGACGUUUUGCCGGACGGGACUUUCGUUCCGGCGGGAUCUUCGGUGAGUUACUCGAUUUACGCGGCGGGGAGGAUGAAAUCAACCUGGGGAGAAGAUUGUCUGGAAUUUGUUCCGGAGAGAUGGAUCUCGCCGAUCGACGGUAAAUUUAUCAAUCACGAUCAAUAUCGAUUCGUGGCAUUCAACGCCGGACCAAGGAUUUGCCUGGGAAAAGAUCUGGCGUAUCUUCAGAUGAAAACGAUUGCGGCGGCGGUGCUGCUCCGUCACCGGCUUACGGUGGUUCCGGGACACAAAGUGGAGCAGAAGAUGUCGUUGACGCUUUUUAUGAAGAACGGACUUCUGGUUAAUCUGCAUAAGAGGGAUCUCGAAGGAAUCAUCAAGAGUCUAACCGGUGAAGAUGCGACACGGUAGCUUUAACGGCACAUGUAACGGCGUUAUUGGUGAAGACGUCGCCGUUUACUUAAAUACGGGAGUUACGGUGCCGUAAGGGCCAACCACGCCUCUGAUAUCUCUCUAUACACAUUCUUGGACAGAAAUACAAUAUGGCUUUUGUCCAAUAUGAAAUUGUAAGCAAAAUAUACUCCAAAUAUUUGUUUUCUCUCUUUUAUUUUUUUAACUUAUGGAAUUUUUUCUUUAAUUGAAACUAUUGUAAC
Messenger RNA from Eutrema salsugineum, 1860 nucleotides. RefSeq names its product cytochrome P450 86A4. The record is from RefSeq and is a predicted model, not a curated record. Gene Ontology annotation, molecular function: iron ion binding; heme binding; oxidoreductase activity, acting on paired donors, with incorporation or reduction of molecular oxygen. Bases 32 to 1618 code for a protein of 528 amino acids. NCBI's taxonomy places the organism in Eukaryota, Viridiplantae, Streptophyta, Magnoliopsida, Brassicales, Brassicaceae. The transcript has 2 exons.